Molecule: messenger RNA, 2776 nt
Organism: Panicum hallii
Lineage: Eukaryota; Viridiplantae; Streptophyta; Magnoliopsida; Poales; Poaceae
Product: formin-like protein 14
Exons: 5
Coding region: 153-2567 (804 amino acids)
Biological process (GO): actin nucleation; actin cytoskeleton organization
Molecular function (GO): actin filament binding
Source: RefSeq, a predicted model, not a curated record
GUGCACAGCCACGCGCACACGCCACAACCCAGACCAUUUCACCGCCUGCUCCCGCUGUUCGCUUCCCCCGGCCGCUCUCCCUUUUCUCUCUCUCCAGUCUCCACCCGUGAGCGCAGCCGCCGCCGGCGGAGGCGGCCGGAUCGCGGCGCGCAAUGCCGCCGCCUCGCGCCUGCGUCCUCUUCUCCCUGCUGCUGCUGCUUCUGCCCGGCGUCGCCAUCUGCUCCACCGCCCAAACAACCGCCCCGCUCCCGCCGACUACGCCGCCGCCGCCACCGGCGGCACCGCGCCCUCCCCACCGCCACCGCCACGUCGCGCCUCCUCGCUCCCCACUCACGCCGCCGCCCAGCAGCUUCGCCCCUCCACCUCCGCCUCCACCGCGCCACAAACACACGCCGGCGCCGCCCCCCACCCCCACCCCGAUACCGACGCCCGCUCCGCCGGUCGCCACCUCGCCGACGCCCAAGUACCCGUCCUCCUCCGCGAACCCCUCCACCGACCCCUAUCCCUUCACCAACUACCCCUUCUUCCCCGCCGUCCCCGCGCCGCCGCCUCCCGCCGCCGAGACCCAGCCGUCCUCCUCCGGCGACGGCGGCCUCCCGACGUUCCCGGCCAACAUCUCCAACCUCGUCGCCCCGACCCCGCGUGCAUCCGGCUCCCGCCGCUUCCCCGUGCUCCAGGCGCUGCUCCUCUCUUUGCUCUCGCUCUGCCUCCUCCUCCUCUCCGCGCUCCUCUCCAUCCACCUCCUCCGCCGCCUCCGCCACCGCGGCCGCCCCGGGGCUGCGGCCUCCUCCGCCGCCUCGGCGCACCGCAGCAACGCCGGCGACGACGAUGACGGGGACGAGGAGGGUCGCCGCCUCAAGCCACCGCCAAUGCCUACCUCCUCUUCCAACCCCAGCACCGAGUUCCUCUACCUCGGCACCCUCGCCACCCCGCCGCCGGCACAGCAGGCCCCGGGGACGAGUUCCAGUCUCCGCCCUGGUUCGCCGGAGCUCCGCCCCCUGCCGCCGCUCCCGCGGGUCGGCCCGCCCUCCGGCGAGUUUGCCUCCCGCAGCUCCGCCUCCGACCCCAGCACCGUGCCUCCCGCCGCCGCCGCCGACGCGUCGUCAUCGUCGCUCUCUCCCUCGUCGCCGUCUGCUUCCUCACCCACGCUCGGCUCCAGCCCCGUCCAUCUCCGCCCGCCGUCCAUCCCUCAGCCGCGUGGCCGAGCCCCGAAUCCGUCGCCCCCUAAGCGGAGGCCGUCGCCGCCCAAGGGUGCUGCGGAGCCCGUGGCGGCGCACGCGUGGAACCCCUUCGUGCCCGUGCCGCCUCGAGCAGCAGUUGCUUCCUCUGAUGAUGGCGACUCCGAUGACAAGGACGUGCGCAAGUCGCGGCCUUUGCACUCGGACAAGCUGAAGCCCAGCUCUUUGCACAUGAAGGACGAAGUGAUCCAGCUAUACCUCAACAACUCGUCGGCGGUUGCGGCGCCGAGGGAGGUGUGUUUGCUCGGUGCUCCCAGGUGCCAUGGUAUUGGGAUGGUUGUGGGGGCAUUGGGAGUUUCCAAGGAGCAACUGAGGGACGCCCUCUUGGAAGGCAAUGCACAUGGUUUGGGAGUAGAAACACUGCGGAUGCUCACUCAGAUGGUCCUCAGCAAUGAAGAAGAGCUUAAGCUGAAAUAUUUCAAGGAUGAUUCGCUAACCAAACUUUGCCCAAUUGAAGCUUUUGUGAAGGCAAUGCUGGAUGUGCCGUUUGCGUUCAAAAGAGUGGAUGCCAUGCUCUACAUUGCCAGUUUCUAUUUGGAGGUCAAUCAGCUGAGGCUGUCAUAUGCUACUCUUGAGGGAGCUUGCCAGGAGAUGAGAAGCAGCAGGUUAUUCCACAAAGUCGUUGAGGCUGUUAUGAAUUUCGGCAACUUCAUGAGCAUCAAUGCAGGGUCUCCAAGUUCACAUGGCUUGGAGCCAAACACUGUUCUGAAGAUUGUCGAUGUGAAGGGUGCUGAUGGGAAGGCUGCACUUGUGCAGUUUGUUGUCCAGGAAAUUUUGAAACCUGAAGGAUACAAUGUGUUGCAGCAUGGGUCAGCCACAUCAAAGAUGAACACAAGCACCAUGCAGGGCGAUGCUGAAAGCAGGAAGCAUGGUCUUGAGGUUGUCUCCAAACUUGCAGCUGAGCUGAGCAACACGAAGAAAGCUGCGUCCAUCGACAUAGUGAUGCUCAGCAGAAGCGUGUCGGAUCUUGGCAUGGGGCUCGGGAAGGUCCAUGAUGUGCUGAGGCUGAACAGCAUGGUCACAUCAGCCGAGAGCGCUCGGCGUUUCCACAACAACAUGAGCACGUUCCUGAGGCAAGCCGAGGAGGAGAUCCUAAAGCUCCAGUCCCAGGAGAGCAUCUGCCUGUCUUUGGUGAAGGAGAUGGCGGAGUACUUCCAUGGCGAAUCAGCCACCGAUGAAGCUCACAUGUUCAGAACUUUCGCCGGAGUGAGGGAGUUCCUAGCUAUGCUAGACCGGAUCUGCAAGGAGGCUGGUGAGAUCAGUGGCAACAGUUGGGUCAGCGCGACAACGGCAAGCUGGACGGCUGCGCCCAUGGGGAUGACACCUUAAGCCGCGGGAGCUGUCUUGGGGCAAAAUCUUAGCCGCCCUCUUUUUGUAGAAUAUAUCAAUCUAUUUGAACAAUUAUCGUUCCUAGUGCUAGCAGUAGAUGAGAACAAUGAUAUGCUAUGUUAAGCGACGUCGCCCUAUAUAUAAAAAAUGUAUCUCGAACAUGAUGGCUUGUAUAAAGUUUACUGGUAAUGUUAUCGUUUUAUGUCGUC